Aspergillus japonicus CBS 114.51 is the source of this 1709-nucleotide messenger RNA. RefSeq names its product FMN-dependent alpha-hydroxy acid dehydrogenase. Bases 196 to 1680 code for a protein of 494 amino acids. Gene Ontology annotation, molecular function: heme binding; oxidoreductase activity. NCBI's taxonomy places the organism in Eukaryota, Fungi, Ascomycota, Eurotiomycetes, Eurotiales, Aspergillaceae. The transcript is spliced from 5 exons. The record is from RefSeq and is a predicted model, not a curated record.
CUAAAAUGGGGGUCUGGACAUUGCAUUGCUUGGCCUGCGACUGCAUGCCGGUCCGACUUUCACUCCUUGGCUACGCUGCUUUUUCUCCUCACUUCUCCUCUUCUUCUGCCUCCUCCUCUCUUUCUCUCUCCGCAUUCUUCUCUUUUCAUUGUGUCUCAUUCUCAAUCGGAUAGCUGAGCUUUGCGAUCCGUCAAGAUGAGCAAGGUGUUCGAUGCGGCGGAAGUCGCCAAACACAAUACCGCAGAAAGCUGCUGGGUGAUUCUUUACGGAAAGGUUUACGAUGUCACCAACUUUCUAUCUGAUCAUCCUGGCGGUGCCAAGAUCAUUCUCAAGCUCGCAGGCAAAGAUGCAACGGAAGAAUACGACCCGAUCCACCCCCCAGGACUUCUGGAGGAGAACCUCAAGCCCGAAAACUUCCUUGGGACCGUCAAUGCAGACACACUACCCAAAGUACAAGCAGAGCCGGCACCUGCAGCCGCAGAGACAGAAGGGUCGCCAUCAAUGGAGUCCUUGCUGAACAUGGACGAUUUCGAACAAGUCGCCACCAAGAACAUCAGCAAGAAGGCCUGGGCCUAUUACUAUUCCGCCUCGGACGACAAGGUCACCAAACACUUUAACACAGAAGUCUACCGGUCCAUCCUGCUGCGACCCCGCGUAUUUGUGGAUUGCACCAAGUGUGACCUGGAUACGAAGCUAUUGGGCCACAACCUGGGAAUGCCGAUCUAUGUCUCCCCGGCCGCCAUGGCUCGCUUGGGCCAUCCCGCGGGCGAGGCAGGUAUCGCAGAAGCGUGUCGCAGCUUUGGAGCGAUGCAGAUCGUCUCCAACAAUGCAUCGAUGACUCCGGAGCAGAUUGUGCAAGACGCAGCGCCGGACCAGGUGUUCGGAUGGCAGCUCUACGUGCAGGUGGAUCGCAAAAAGAGCGAGGCGAUGCUGGCGCGCAUCAAGAAGCUCAAGGCCUUCAAAUUCAUCGUUCUCACCCUGGACGCUCCGGUUCCCGGGAAGCGCGAAGACGACGAACGCGGGAAUGCUGUUGGGGCGUCGGCACCGGUUGCCAGCGCCGCGAUGGCCGCCGACAAGAAGUCCUCGGGCGAGUCGGCCCAAUUAGGCGGCGUGGGCCGGCAGCUCUUCGCUGGCACCGACCCUUCGUUGACGUGGAAGGAGACUCUGCCGUGGUUGGCAACGCAGACCGAUUUGCCCAUCAUUCUCAAGGGUCUGCAGACGCAUGAGGACGCUUACAUUGCCUCCCUUCACACCCCACAAGUUAAGGGUAUCAUUCUGUCGAACCACGGCGGUCGCGCGUUGGAUACUGCGCCUCCGGCGGUGCACACAUUAUUGGAGAUCCGCAAAUACUGCCCUGAAGUGUUUGAUAGGCUGGAAGUCUGGGUUGACGGCGGUAUCCGCCGUGGCACAGAUGUUGUCAAGGCUCUCUGUCUGGGUGCGAGAGGAGUUGGAGUUGGCCGUCCGGCACUCUGGGGUCUGGGUGCCGGUGGCGUUGAGGGUGUGAAGCGUACAUUGCAAAUUCUGUCCGACGAGACCAAAACUUGCAUGCGCUUACUCGGUGUCGAAAGGGUCGAAGACCUGGGCCCCCAGCAUAUCAACACCCGGAUUGUUGAGCAGCAAAUCUACGAUGGUCCCUCAGGACUCGACAGUGUACGAAAUGUGUUCCGUGCCAAGUUGUAGACAUAUCAUAUAAUGCAGCGUGACUUCUC